AUUUGUGCCUUCUCUACCACAGCUUGCAGAGUGUGAAAAAGGAGGAGCUGGCAUACGCCUCUCUUACUGGAGCCGAGCGCUGUCCGACAGGAGCAGCAGCAGGGCUUUUACUAGGCUAGCCAGGUUCCCGCUCUAAGCGGGCAAGCUCAGAAAGAGUAGCUUAGCCGCGCGUCGGCUCUGCAAUCCCUAGCCAAGGAGAUCUGGGACGUACCCUUCCUGGGAGGGAGAGAUGGCUUCCUCCUGACGCCGUUUCCGGAGGGGAGGGGGAAGAGACAGAAGGGAGGAGAUGAGAUGGGAGGGGGGCCCUAUAUAAAUGAGGUUGCUGCUGCAGUGCCCCGUCGGGGAUCAUCAGCAUUAGAAAAGGAAGAGGAUCUAGGGAAGGGGACGGGCUGAUUAAUCUGCCUCCCGGCUCAGCUCUCGCCCGAUGCCAGAGUCCCCCUCCGCCAGCUGCUACCUCUAAAGCCCGGCCGUCAGCAAUAAAGGCAGGAGAGAUCUCCUCUAGCCAUCCUUCGGCGCUGCAGCCCGUUUUGCCGGCGUCAUGACCCGCACAGUAUUGCUUGCUGUUCUCCUCCUCGCAGCGCAAGUACUUUCACUUCCAGUAACAAACCCAGCGACUAAAGAUGACACAAAGGUGAUGAACUGCAUCGUUGAGGUCAUUUCUGACAUAGUGUCAAAGCCAAAUCCACUCCCAAUCAGCCAGGAAUGCCUAGAAACUCUUCAAGGAGAUGAAAGAAUCCUUUCCAUUCUUCGCCAUCAAAACUUACUAAAGGAGCUUCAGGAGAUUGCAGUCCAAGGAGCAAGUGAAAGGACAGAGCAGAAGAAGAAAAGCAGCGGCUUUGAAGAUGAGCUUUCUGAGGUCCUUGAAAGCCAAAGCAACAGGAACAUGGAAAGAGAUCUGUCAGAGGGGAACCCUGAUGAGGAGCCUACGGCCUCCUUUGCCGAGCUGGAGGCAGAGAGAAGUCAGAAGAACAGCGAAAGGGAUGUUUCAAAGGAAGAGGAGAGGAACAGCGUAGAAGAAAGGGAGACGAGGGCUAGAGAUGUUGACUCUGAAGAGCAAAAGGAGAACGCGGCAGGAUUUGACGGCAACGAGGUUGGCGAGACGGAAGGACUGCCCUGGGACAACACAGUAGACAAUCACAUCCACGAUGAGGCCCAAGACGAUGAGGCCCCUCAGCAGAGACGCCAAGAGGGUGAAGAAGAGGAAGAGAGAAAGGAAGACGAUGAGGUGGUGGGGGUGGAGGGGGAGGAAAAGGGGCACAUUUCCAAAAACAGCCAGGAGGAAAGCGAAGAGGAAGGAGAGGACAGUGUCAGAGACCAGGCUGAGGAGGAAGAGGAGGAGGAAGAGGAGGAAGAGAAGGAUGGGGAAGAAGAGGAUGAAGAAGAAGAAGAAGAAAGAGAGGCCGCUGAAGAGGAACGUCCUACCAGCUCAGAGGACAAGGAUGAUCAAAGGGAAGAUGAUAACCAAGAUGCUAAAGAGUUUGAUCGGGAUGGACAGCCUUCAGAAGAACAAGAGAAAUUCCGUAGUACAAAGGGAGGAAGGCAUCACACGUCUCGAGAUGAAACAAUGCAGGAUGAUGACACCUCCCGCGCCAGGGAUGCUGAAAGUGAGGAAGUGGAAGAGGACCCCUCCAAAGGUUUAGAAGAUGCCAAGAGAUGGAACAAAAUGGAUGAGCUGUCUAAACAACUGAGCACUACGAAGAGGGCGGAGGAAAGCGAGAGCAACGAAGACCCAGACAGGUCCAUGAAACUGGCUCUCAGAUCCCGCAAGCAGGACUUCCGUACCUCUGAAGAGGACAUGAGGAGAGCGCAGAAGCAUCAUUCCAAAGAGGAGAGCAGCGAAGGAGCCUUCCCACUUGCCGCUCUGCCUGAGGAAAAGAAGGAUGAAGAAGGAAGUGCUAACAGGAGAACAGAGGGAAUUGCCAAGACACUGAUGAGACACCAGGGAGGCCACCAGAAAACCAUGACGACGGUUGCUCAGGUGCCAGUAGCAGAGCAAAAGCCCUCAUCGCCAGCUCAGCAAAAAGACCAAGAACUGGAGAGUUUGGCAGCAAUAGAAGCGGAGCUGGAGAAAGUGGCCCACAAGCUGCAUGCCCUGCGAAGGGGUUGACACUUUUAUAACACACGCCGUGAGCAAGAAGCCAGAAAUUUUAACUCACCCUUUAAACACUGCAAUUUAAUGUCUCUGUGUGUGGUUUUUGUUUUUUAAAAAGAUGAAAGUAAUAAUAAUGGAGAAAGUGCAUUUUGCAUAGGAAGCCAAUUAUCACUAGAAAAACAACAACAUCGAUUUCUCUCUCUAUGGUAGCAAUGCUUUCCAUUCACAUUUGCUUGUUGUUUGAUUUCAUGCUUCCUUUACUGGCUUGUAACUUUUGGAUUACAGGAUCACAAGCAGUAUGGCUUACUCAUGUAUUUUCUGUUGAUUAAAAGGGAUCGUUUUGACAUUUCCCACCUUACUUUUUUCCUUUUCCUUUUUGUCCAUUUCUUUUUUUAAAAGAAAAAGCCAUGACAGCUUUCUAGAAUGUUUAACUUGUACCAUUAGGUUUUACUGGAUAAAAGAACUUGCAAUAACUUGUUAAUCUUUUGAUUCAAAGAUGAGAAUUCUGACUGUAAUAUAUUCUAUAUAAAAAUUAAGGACAAAAAUAAACACGCAACGUUGGGCUCCUU
Messenger RNA from Podarcis muralis (Common wall lizard), 2661 nucleotides. RefSeq names its product chromogranin A (gene CHGA). Gene Ontology annotation, biological process: defense response to bacterium; negative regulation of insulin secretion; negative regulation of catecholamine secretion. The record is from RefSeq and is a predicted model, not a curated record. Gene Ontology annotation, cellular component: chromaffin granule. Lineage: Eukaryota; Metazoa; Chordata; Lepidosauria; Squamata; Lacertidae.